GCUCAGCCCCGCGGAGAGCCGUAGGGGACACGGGAGGCGGGUUCCUCCAUCCUUGCCGACAUGCAGAACGCGUCGCUCACGGAGCCCGAGUCCGCAAACGCGACGACCCCAGAGCCUUUGCCGCUGCCGCUGGCUGUGGCGGUGCCGGUUGUCUACGCCGUGAUCUGCGCUGUGGGGCUGGUGGGCAACUCAGCGGUGCUGUACGUGCUGCUGCGGACGCCGCGCAUGAAGACGGUCACCAACCUGUUCAUCCUCAACCUGGCCAUCGCCGACGAGCUCUUCACGCUGGUGCUGCCCAUCAACAUCGCAGACUUCCUGCUGCGCCGGUGGCCAUUCGGCGAGCUCAUGUGCAAGCUCAUCGUGGCCAUCGACCAGUACAACACCUUUUCCAGCCUCUACUUCCUCACCGUCAUGAGCGCCGACCGCUACUUGGUGGUGCUGGCCACCGCCGAGUCGCGCCGGGUGGCUGGCCGCACCUACGGCGCCGCGCGAGCCGUGAGCCUGGCCGUGUGGGCGCUGGUCACGCUGGUCGUGCUGCCCUUCGCCGUCUUCGCCCGCCUCGACGAGGAGCAGGGCCGGCGCCAGUGCGUGCUGGUCUUCCCGCAGCCCGAGGCAUUCUGGUGGCGGGCCAGCCGUCUCUAUACGCUCGUGCUGGGCUUCGCCAUCCCGGUGUCCACCAUCUGCGCCCUCUACACCACGCUCCUGUGCCGGUUGCACGCCAUGCGGCUGGAUAACCAUGGCAAGGCUCUGGACCGCGCCAAGAAGCGGGUGACCUUCCUGGUAGUGGCGAUCUUGGCCGUUUGCCUGCUCUGCUGGACGCCCUACCACCUGAGCACCGUGGUGGUCCUCACCACUGACGUUCCACAGACGCCGCUCGUCAUCGCCAUCUCCUACUUUAUCACCAGCCUGAGCUACGCCAACAGCUGCCUCAAUCCCUUCCUCUAUGCGUUCUUGGACGACAGCUUCCGCAAGAGCCUUCACCAGGUGAUAGUGUGCAGGGCAGAGGCCUGACACCCGGGUGCGCGCUGUCCCGAACAGGACCCCGAGCCAGGACCAGCGCAGGGAGAAUGGACACUAGCGGCACUCCAGUGUGGUCCCGGAAAGACAGCUUUGGUGUCCCGGGGAAACUUAAUGGGGAUGCGGAUGCCUGGGCCCUACCCUAGCCCCAGCUGUGGUUGCGCCCUCAGCUUGGGUUUGCCAGCCCUUCCAGGAGAAGCCGAGUGUGAGAACCUCGGUGGCUGAGAAAGCCAUAUCGACUGCUCCCUAAAGGCGAAGAGAGGAGUUGACCCUCGAACUUCGCACAAACGGUAGAAGAGGAGGGCAGUAUUGCUGGGAGCUGCCCCCUUCUAACCUCCAGCCCCUGCACCAUGCUCCGGGAGCUGGUUGUUCGUUAACGCUGCUCUAGCGGGAAUCCUCCGCGCCAUCCUGGGGAACACCUGGCGACGCCGCGCGGGAUCCCAGGCGACUGCACCCCGCUUGCGCUUGCGUUUUGUUUCUCUGCUUUAGGAAACCGCUGUCUGUGCCCUUGCUGCAGCAGAAGAACAGAAAGGGCUGGUCCCCUAGUCCUUCUCUGCGCGUUCCAGACCCUGGGCCAGGGCGCCCCAGUUUUCGCCUGCACCCGCUCCUCUGAGAUGCGCCCUGCCUUGUGGAGCGCGCAGGAACAGCUGCCGGGGACAAAGGGCCUCCUCGACUGGGGAAGACCGCAGGAGGUGGGAGUCGUGUGUGUGUGUGUGUGUGUGUGUCUCCCGUGUAGCGGAGGAGGCGUGGGAUGGUCUGGAACAGGCAGGAGCCUGGCUGUUCCAGUCCCUUCUUGCAUUGUCUUUCUCCUUUCCUACACUUGAUCGCACCUGAAAGCGUUCCAUGACUGUCAGACCCAGCGGGGACCCUGCUAGCCCAGCGCAGGAAGGACUGAGAGCCCGGAGGAGUCCCCGGGCGCGCUGCUUCGGCGCCCCCUGCAGGAACCAGGCGCACAGCGUUGAGCUUCUCAGAGCUUGGCUUUUGCACUGGAGCGCACCGCAACCGGCUCUUUAAGCGACCAAAGCGCUAAUCCGCGCUGCUUUCUCACCGAUUCCGAAGCCCGCCCCCCACCCCCACCCUCCAAACAACCUUUCCCCUGUAGGCCUCUGUACCACUUGGAUCAAUUCGUUGUUAUUGUGUGUUGUUCUAGAGACCAAGAGCUGUAUAAAUACUACUUAUGUAUCACAGAUUUAUCUUCCUGAGAUUUCCCCGAAGAGGACAUCUUUCACGGGUAACUGUGGACUACCUGUUUCUUACUUCUUAGUCUCAGAAGCACCUGGUAGGUAGUCAGUGUAAAACUGGUGAAGUCUGGUCUCACAAGGGAAACCGACCAGCACCCUACCUGCAUUCGAUCUCUGCCUAGAGGAGAGAGAAGUGAACUGAGAGAACUGACACCUGAUUUGCUUACUCAUCUGCAGUUGAUGCCUCAGACCUGAACUGGACUAUGAUAAUCGAUUACAGUGUUUAAAAAAAGUAUUACUCUUCAGGAUGAAUUUCUAACAGAUACGAAAAUUUCUAAAAAUGCUUGCUUCCUAUGGUACCUCUCAGUGGUUUUGUUUAAGAAUAGUAUUGCUAGCAGGUUUUAUUUACCUAGUUUGCUUGGAAUUUUAAACCAAGUUCUCAAUAUUUAGGUUCAAAAAUACCUUUUAAAGAAUAUAUGGAAGAGAAAUACUCUUCGUUGUCUUGUGGAGAGGAAAUCUCUCUGACUUGGAAUUCAUUCCUUAGCUCUCAAGGAACAUUCAGGUAAUUCAGAGCUAUUUGUUUAGAUAAUGUAAAUUUAGAAAUUUUCUGCAUUGGGUGGCAAACAAUAGCUAAUGGCUCACAGUGAGGAUUUUCAUGUGCAGGGCAAUUUGAAUGAUGGGAGUCUUGACAUUUGGACUGGCCUCUGUCUGUGGGUUUCAAAGACCUGGUCAUUUAAAUUUCUAGGAAACA
This is a messenger RNA of Oryctolagus cuniculus (rabbit), 2949 nucleotides long. The record is from RefSeq and is a predicted model, not a curated record. NCBI's taxonomy places the organism in Eukaryota, Metazoa, Chordata, Mammalia, Lagomorpha, Leporidae.